Molecule: messenger RNA, 2508 nt
Organism: Melitaea cinxia (Glanville fritillary)
Lineage: Eukaryota; Metazoa; Arthropoda; Insecta; Lepidoptera; Nymphalidae
Gene: Cyp18a1
Product: cytochrome P450 18a1
Exons: 6
Coding region: 142-1764 (540 amino acids)
Biological process (GO): xenobiotic metabolic process
Cellular component (GO): intracellular membrane-bounded organelle; cytoplasm
Molecular function (GO): oxidoreductase activity, acting on paired donors, with incorporation or reduction of molecular oxygen, reduced flavin or flavoprotein as one donor, and incorporation of one atom of oxygen; heme binding; iron ion binding
Source: RefSeq, a predicted model, not a curated record
GCGCAGACAACAGUCGCACGCGGUAUACGAUUAUAGUGUUCAGGACACUGCAUCGUCGCGAUUUAUACUCCGUGCACUAAUGUUAUGUUUAGUUGAUUAUAAAUAAACACUUUGUAACGAAUAUACAACUAAAGUUUCAAAAUGGUAACAAUGCUGACAAACUCUAAAUUAUUGUGGGGUUUGUGGCAAAUGGUGAGCUACUGUUCUUCGCGUACAACACUGCUAUUGCUGCUGACCCUUGGCGCUAUGUUUUUGGCAAAGCAGCUGAUUAACUUCGUUCGUGAAAUCCGUAAAUUGCCGCCUGGGCCAUGGAGUCCACCCGUCGUUGGUUAUCUGCCUUUCCUCGGAGUUCGUCACAAAACAUUUUUGGAGCUUGCUAGAAACUAUGGUGCCGUAUUCUCCGCCCGUCUUGGAAACCAGCUAACGAUUGUGAUGAGUGACUAUAAGUUAAUCAGAGAAGCGUUUCGCCGGGAAGAGUUCACGGGUCGUCCUAGCACUCCAUUGAUGCACAUUUUGAAUGGACUGGGUAUCAUCAAUAGUGAGGGUCGUCUUUGGAAAAGCCAACGUCGAUUCUUGCAUGAAAAAUUACGUGAAUUUGGCAUGACUUACAUGGGCAAUGGCAAAAAAAUAAUGGAAGGCCGUAUCAAGAAUGAAGUUCAUGAUCUGAUUGCGAACCUGCAAAGAACGGGAGGCAAGUCGAUAGAUCCAAACCCGCUACUGGCUCUGGGCGUAUCAAAUGUAAUCUGCGGUAUCACUAUGUCUGUUCGCUUCAGUCACGGCGACACACGAUUUACAAGACUUAAUCAUUUAAUUGAUGAAGGCAUGAGGUUAUUUGGAGAAAUUCACUACGGAGAAUAUAUACCACUUUAUAAUUAUCUGCCUGGAAAAGCAUUAAUUCAAGAAAAGGUAGCACAAAAUCGAGAAGAAAUGUUUGAUUUUUACCAAAAACUGAUUGAUGAACAUCGCAAUACUCUUGAUGCGAAUAAUGUCAGAGAUCUAAUUGACGUUUAUUUGAUCGAAAUUGAAAAAGCAAAACUUGAAGGAAAAGAAGGAGACUUAUUUGAAGGAAGAGAUCAUGAAUUACAACUUAAGCAAAUUCUUGGAGAUUUGUUUUCUGCUGGUAUGGAAACAAUUAAAUCAUCUUUGUUGUGGAUGAUUGUCUUCAUGCUACGAAACCCUGAUGUUAAGAGGCGUGUUCAAGAAGAAAUAGAUACUGUCAUCGGUCGUGAACGACUGCCUACAAUUGAAGAUAUGCCAAAUCUUCCUUACACAGAAACUACAAUACUUGAAACAUUGCGCAUGUCCAGUAUUGUCCCCUUAGCAACUACACAUUCACCUACGAAAGAUGUGAAUCUUAAUGGCUACAGAAUUCCGGCGGGUUCACAAGUCGUGCCACUCAUUAAUUGUGUGCACAUGGACCCAAAUUUAUGGGAUGAACCUAACACAUUCAACCCAAGUAGAUUUAUAGACGAGAGUGGAAAAAUUAAACGCCCAGAAUAUUUCAUGCCUUUUGGAGUUGGACGACGCAUGUGCCUUGGUGACGUUUUAGCUCGAAUGGAACUAUUCAUGUUCUUUGCGAGUAUGAUGCAUCAAUUCGAUUUACAAAUAGAGCCGGACGCAGCACCACCCUCUCUUGAAGGCACCGUUGGUGCCACAAUCUCACCGCAAAAAUUUGAUGUUAUGUUUGUACCACGCGCCCCACCCGUUCCGCCUGCAGUGGUCCUGCACGAUCACCUGCACUUGCGCCAUGUCGGCGCGCACUAAGCGCAUCAGUCACAUUACCACAACAUACCCACCAGUAUUCCAUGAUCACUCGUUUUAGAGCGCAUCGAUAACAAAUUAAUUUAGUUAUUAGUAAUUAACGACAUUGCUAAGGUAAAUGUCGAGGCUGUGCAUAAAGUGUUCAAUAAAAUAUUAAAGCGAACUUUAUUUUAGGUAUACUGAAAUUCCCAUCGUUGAGAUUGUCGAUUAUAUAAUUUCAGUAUUAUGUGUUGAUUAUCGAUCUAUGAGAUCGGUGUGACUUGUAUGGAUCUAAUUAAAGAGUUUCGUAUAGAAAUGUAGUUAGUUCACUUACAUUUAAGCUCUAGUUUCCUAUACCAAAAUAAAUAUACAUUGUAAAACGUUAUUUAUUCGUAGGUACUACUUGUUAGUGUAGCUUGUUGUGUGAGAUCUCAUGUGAGAGUUAGUAGUAUUUGUUUAAGGUUUGUAAGUGUUCAUUUUAUAUUUGUAGCUAAAUACGUACCUAUCAUGAGUAAUAUACUAAGUAACAUUCCAUGGUAGCGUAAAAACCAGCAACUAGUCUAAGAGCGGUAACAUUUGUCGCUAUAAGUAUAUCAUUACAUUACAUAACUUAACAAUAUUUAAAAUAAUGUUUUAUCUUACAUAUUCUUAACGACAUUGUGUGCAACCAAGUUGCUUUUUAAAACAAAACGAUGAAUGUACAUCUUUAACUCGCUUUGUAAAUGCUGCUUCAUGAAAAUAGAUUAUAAAAUUGUAUUUUAAAAUAAA